AUGGAGGGAAGAACAUCAUCUUCAAGUCGCGUCAGUUUUCGUAUACCAAAGAAGAAAACAAACACCAAAUCAGAGGAUGUUCAAGUUCAGUCCCCUUUGGCAAGGCUCCCAGGCUCCCACCAUUGGGACUACCCUUUAAAAGAGUGGAACUUAAGUGCCAACAGCAGAAAGCCUUCUACAAAAGGAAAAAGGCAAAAGGACUGCGACAGAUGCGGCUCUAAUGAUGAAGAAUCAAUUGGGCAACCCAAAGUUAUCUUGACGAAUGUCCUGAGGACGAAAAUAGGAAGAAAAUACACACAGGCGCAACUUAAAACUGGUGCUAAUUUUUCUGAUGCUGGCAAGCUGCAGUCAGAUCAACCACCCUCAUCAUCUGCUGCCAGCCUAACGAUAUGGCAUAUUUUAAACCCUACACUCCAAAGCCUUUUUCUGUCUAAAAGGCAACCCAAAGUUAUCUUGACGAAUGUCCUGAGGACGAAAAUUGGAAGAAAAUACAUAGACAGCCACGUAAUAAUUGAUGCAGAUUUAUCUGAUGCUGACAAAUUACAAUCGGGUCAACUAUCCUCAUCAUCUGUUGCCAGCCUACAGACAUGUCAAAUAUUAAGUUCUCCUCAUGAAAGUUCUUUUCUGUCUGAAAGGUCUGAGCAUUGUCUGAGAAAGGCAGAUGAUGAUCUGUGUAAAUUGACCAAGGCUUCGAAGGAACCAGAAAAAAAUAAUGUCUUCACUGCUAGAAGACGGGAGCUGCAGAAGAAAGAAAACAAGAACUAUGAUGAACUGGAAAAGAGGAGCAGAAACAUGAACAGCACCAAUUUUAGUCAGAAGGAAUCAGGCUCUUUUGAUUCUGAGAAAAGGAAAAGAAGAUCUAGUAGCCAUAUUUCUGAUGAUUGUAAUGCACACAUUCCAGAAAAAUCACUUCUACUGUCUAAAGAGCAAAGAUUGAGUUCAACUCAGUCUCCUGGCUGCAGAACACCCCGUGAGGAUGGACAAAGUUGCAGAUCUAAUACAAUUCUGGUGCCAUAUUGUAUUCUGCAGCCAUUAGAGAGAGACUAUAAAGACACUGCCACCCACAACCACUUAAGGCCUGCUCACAGCUGCACAGAGGAACCUGGCUCAGCAUCUCCUCCCAGAAAUUUGUCAGAGAAUCAGCUCUCUGUCACCAGUGAGGAUGUGAUUUCACCACGAGUUAGUACCAUCAGGAAAUUAAAGAUGGACACAUCACAGUAUCUGAGCAAGCUGCGGAACAGAAUCUGCAGGGGUAAUCGGCAACUUGUUUCGGUUGACCCAAUUGUUCUUUCCAGUGAUGAUGAAGAUGGACCUUCUGAACCAAAGUGCACAGAGCUGGUGCAGGAUAUCACUGACAUUAAAGAAACAGACCAACAGUCUGACUUCUGUUUAUCAACAAAACAAUUGGAAGACAAGAUGGAAAGUCAUACGGAGCAGUUUUUAACAGAGUCAAUUGAAGAUACAUGUCCUAUCAGCUUACCUUCUGGAAGCACACCUAGAAAACAGAUGAACCUGGCAUUGGAUGUUGAAUUUGAUAGCCUAUACAUUGGGAAAUUUAAAUGGUUAUCAACAGGUCCUGCUAGGUUUACAACCAAGUAUAUUUCUAUCCCGUUUCAAGUGGCUCUUAAUAAGAAUAUUGAGCUGACAGUGGAUACUCUGGAUCUGAGAAGGUUUGGCUUGUGGAGAAGUGAUGGUGCCUCUUCUUCAGCAGCUAUCAUUUUCCUUUGGUUGUCUGUGGAUUACGUAGAAAAGAUUGAAACCCAACUAGGCAAGUUAGUCACCAGCAAGCCAUCCAAAUCUAGUGAAUUUGUAUUUCUUGAACUCUCCCGACUGCUCACAGAAUGGGAAGAAGACAGACUGACUGAACUGAUUACAGAUGUGAGCAAGAAGAACAGAGCACCAGAUCUCCCUGAGUUUUUGUCUUUGAAGCAAGCAUUACCUUUGUUUAAGGACCUUUCUCCUGAAGAGAACUCUUUCAUGAGUUACAGUAAGGAUCUACUAAAGCAAUGUAUGCCAAAAGAGAAUACCUCAGAUGCUCCUGAGCCUGCACUUCAGGAAUCAAAACCAAAAGUGGCCAGGCGCAGUUAUGCCCUUGCAAAUAAGCAGAAUAGUGGUUGCUAUGCUAUCUCUCUGUCUUCUGCACUGAAUGAAGAAUGGAAAGAAGUAAGAGAAACCGGAGCAGUUAAGAAUUUAAUUGUUUAUCCACCCCCACCUGCAAAAGGAGGACUGGGAGUCACAAGAGAAGACCUGGAGUGCUUAGAAUAUGGCGAGUUUCUCAAUGAUGUCAUCAUUGAUUUCUAUCUUAAAUACCUGUUGUUGGAGAAGGCGCCAAAACAUCUUGCUGACCGUGUACACAUUUUUAGCAGUUUCUUCUAUAAGUGCCUGACCAGGAUGGAAAAAAACUCUGAGGGGGAUCUCAAAGUUUCAGCAGCACAGAGAAGACACAGAAGAGUAAGAACAUGGACGCGUCAUAUAAACAUCUUCAGUAAAGAUUAUAUCUUUGUGCCUGUGAAUGAGGAGUCUCAUUGGUACAUGGCAGUUAUCUGUUUCCCAUGGUUAGAAGAAGCUGUGUAUGAGGAGUGUCCCCAUCAGGAUUCAUUAUAUCACCAGGCUCAACUGUCUCCACUUCGGUCAGAGAGUGAGAACACUAGAACUGGUUCAGUGUUGGCCUUUCCUGGUCACUGCAAGGAUGAAGAAGAAAUGAAUGCUAACAGGAGUUUAUUCUCAAAAGGUGGCAAUGAAAUUGCUGCUUCUGCUUCAGUCCUGGAUUCAGGGAUUUCUAAAAUCUCCUUAAGUAAUUCUGAAAGGCAGAUUUGUAAAAGGCCUUGCAUACUCAUCUUAGAUUCUCUGAAAGCUGGUUCCGUGCAGAAAACAGUUCAGGUUUUGAGAGAGUACCUUGAAGUGGAAUGGGAAGCUAAACGAAAAACACAUCGAGAAUUCAAUAAAUCAACAAUGAUUGACCUGUGUCCUAGAGUGCCUAAACAAGAUAACAGCAGUGAUUGUGGGGUCUAUUUGCUGCAAUAUGCAGAAAGCUUCUUCCAGAAUCCCAUCGUGAACUUUGAACAGCCACUGCAUCUGGAGAAGUGGUUCCCUCGUCAGCUGAUCAGAAGCAAAAGAGAAGAAAUUCGAGACCUGAUCUUGCAACUACACUUUCAACAGCGUAGUGGCAGCAGCAGCUAA
Molecule: messenger RNA, 3180 nt
Organism: Charadrius vociferus (killdeer)
Lineage: Eukaryota; Metazoa; Chordata; Aves; Charadriiformes; Charadriidae
Gene: SENP7
Product: SUMO1/sentrin specific peptidase 7
Exons: 23
Coding region: 1-3180 (1059 amino acids)
Biological process (GO): protein desumoylation
Cellular component (GO): nucleus; cytoplasm
Molecular function (GO): SUMO-specific endopeptidase activity
Source: RefSeq, a predicted model, not a curated record